AUGUGGGCAGCGAUUUUCAUGUUAGUUUUACUUGUUGCUAAUACGUCAGCACAGUAUAAUUCGGACGAUGUUUAUGCAUUAAACACCCAAGGUAACAUCUUUCCAUGGAUUUCCCGAUUCUAUCCUGAAGAGAAGAGAUCAUCCAGUGCGAAAAUGAAAUCAUUGAAAGAGCGAUUCCGUGGCACCGGUGUAAAGGAAACCUUCUUUGGCUAA
This is a messenger RNA of Auanema sp. JU1783, 213 nucleotides long. The record is from the annotation of a GenBank genome assembly. NCBI's taxonomy places the organism in Eukaryota, Metazoa, Nematoda, Chromadorea, Rhabditida, Rhabditidae.